Molecule: messenger RNA, 1867 nt
Organism: Colletes gigas
Lineage: Eukaryota; Metazoa; Arthropoda; Insecta; Hymenoptera; Colletidae
Product: LIM/homeobox protein Lhx9
Exons: 6
Coding region: 983-1864 (293 amino acids)
Source: RefSeq, a predicted model, not a curated record
GUGCCGUGCGGUUCGUGUCGUGGCUCGUACGGGUUCUGCGUGUCGCGCGGUGUGCUCACGUUCGACCCGAUCCUCUCGCAGCUCUUUUGACAGCGGUUCGCGACCUUCCGCACACGAUCGACGGUGUUCCGCGCGACAGUGUGACCAACCAUACCACCGGACCGAGUGACACGUCGCUCGUCGCGGCGUGUAGUGUGUUACAACCCCGGAGAGAAGGAACGAACGGAGUGGAAUGGAACUGUUGCCCGCUGGUCGCCGGGGCUGCCUCCGUACGACGUCGAAGACCGAGUUCAGUUAACCGGGGAUCCAGCGCCAGGGUCGGGAGGCACCUCCUCCGUUCGGAGCGUUACAAGAGUCGUUAGGUGCGGGAUUCGCGAUACGAAGCGGAGCUUAAGAUCAAUAAUUCGACGAGGAAGACGCGGGCUUUCGAACGAAAGCGAAGGCCUUCGGUGCUCCGGGGCCAAGGCGUCGUCGAGAGUGACAGGACACCCCGAGCGAGGGACGCGUGCCGCGAGGGGGUUUCUCUGGGUGCCGGGUGCGUUGACACCUGUCUCUCGGGCUGAGCUGGACCACUCUCGAUCCGUCCCAACGAGGCUCCUAGGAACGAUCGGGAAACUCGUGUCGUUGCCGUGGUGUCGAUAUUGUGCGUCGAGUGUUUGUUUUGUUGUUGUCGUGCCCGCGGGCAGCGUCCACAGCUUGAGGGAAUAUUACUAUCGGCCCGAAAACACAGCCUACGCAUGCCGUGGAUCGAGGUGAGUCACGAGUUAUAGACGAAUCCAUGGCCGAUUCCCAAAGAAAUUUCUCAUCACAGAUAUCAGCAGAGAGCCGGAAGAAGAGAGCCGGUUCUAGGAGAGCCGGGAUCCAAUAAGCUUCCAGUUAGGUAGGCUUAAAAAGCUUUUGUUUUUCGUCGUGGGAAGCUGUUGGUGGGCUCGUCGGGCCCACCCUCUCAUCGGUCAAGCUGGCGAGCGCUCUAACCGCUGGUAUGAACCCCCACCAUCCGGGCCACUCCGCAGCGUACCCGCAUCAUCCCUCGCUUUCGAGCAGUCCGCAUCAUUCCGGGCCUCAUCACGGCUACAGCACCGGCGGCGGUGGUGGUGGGGGCGGUGGCGGCGGCACCACCACCACACCAGACUUGCCAAGUCCCCAUUCACCGCCCCACGGACCGGCCAUCGACCCAGCCACCCCCUACGCGUCGCUGCAACAGGGCCAGGGGAUGGGCAGCAACGGGCAUCAUCACGGCGGCGCUGGAAUGAUGGCCGAUCAUCCACAUCACCCGGGACAUCCCCAUCCUCACCUACCAGGACACCCCGCUUACCCCCCGGUCAAUCACAACAACAACUGUACACUCAAGCAAGAAGGUGGUCCAAGCGGACCGACAGGAAUCCAACAGUGCGCCGGUUGCGGCGGUCAAAUAGUCGAAAGAUGGCUGCUGUUCGCGAUGGAUCGGUAUUGGCACAACAGUUGCCUGAAAUGCUCCUAUUGCGGCGCAGCAUUGGCGGAAAUCGGCCACUCGUGCUACACCAGGAGCGGCAUGAUCCUCUGCAAAAGCGACUACAGAAGGAUGUUUGGAAGCAGCGGUGCUUGCGCGGGCUGCGGCAACACGAUACCUGCCAGCGAGCUGGUGAUGAGGACGGGUGGAUCGGUGUUUCACCAGAAAUGCUUCACCUGCAGCAAAUGCGGCAGCCAACUCGUCUCCGGCGAUAGGUACUACCUGCUGUCGGGUUCGCCGGUCUGCGAGACGGAUUGGCACAAAAUCGUCAAGUCGUCGAGCGUCGCGGCCGCAGCGGCCGCCGCGGCGGCCGGAAACGGCGGCGCCCCGGUGAGGAAAGGUAAGGUCGGUCGGCCUCGAAGGAGUCGCGAAUGAGGC